CCCAUUUCCCCGCGGAAGUAAAUAAAUAAAGAAAUACAUUGCGAGGUAACAGAAAUAUAGAAUCGAAGAGAAGAGAAGAAUAGGGAGGGAAAAGUUGUCGGAGAAGAGAUCGGUUUUCAGGGAGGCAGAGGAUCAGGGACAAUUUGAUUUUUCCUUCCUGAAAUCGGUCAAUUCGCCGGACCAUCUGCAGCUGGUAUCAAUGGGGACAGUCAACAGUGCUUGUAUUCGAUCUGAUAGUAACCACAAAGUGACUUCCUCAGUUGGCGAGCCACUGAAAGGGCAUAGAUCCCCUGCCCGGAUAGUACGAAAAUCCAGUAGAUCAGAUGAUUUCUGGAACAGUAGCACAUUGGACAAGGACAACAGUGGUGCUCAAUCAGGGGAAAGCUACAGCACAGCGAAUGAAACCCUGGAAGUCGGUGGCUCUGGAAAUGGAAACAUCCCUUCUGAAUUCGUCAAUCAUGGUCUUCUUCUUUGGAACCAGUCCAGGCAGCAGUGGCUAAGAAAUAAGAAAUCUGAAAACCAUGGAUCACAGCUUCACAAACCCAGAUCAAACCCAUUAAGUUCACGUAAUACCUCUUCGACCCUUGCUAGUUCCAAUUGUUUGCUGUUCCUUAUACUUUACAUUUGCAGUUGCUUUUCAGCCUUCUUUGGUAUUAUCUUUACAAUUUUUGGUUGGAGUGCAACUUAUGACAGUUUGCUUACCAGUAAUAAGCGCUUUACGAAGCCUAUACCCCUUGCUAUGAUGGUAGAUUUUCUUGUCGACAUCUGGGAUCAGGAAGGGAUGUACGAUUGAUAAAGCACACCAAUAUUGAAUUUUUUUUGUAGAGUUAGUAAUUAUACGGCCUACCUUAGACUUGGAAUUCAGGUGGUGCAGGCAGUGUAUAUCAAUUGUGAUAUAGUGGGUUUGGUAUUGUUCUUUUGGGAGCUUUUGUUCAUCCGGUUUUUUUGGUUGAAACUGAUCUUUUGUAAAAAAGACCGAACGUUUCAUAUAAUUCUGAUACCUUUUGCGUUUGGCCAUUAGCUGCCUUGUGUCUAUACAAUGGUGUGACUUCCUCGAA
Molecule: messenger RNA, 1058 nt
Organism: Daucus carota subsp. sativus
Lineage: Eukaryota; Viridiplantae; Streptophyta; Magnoliopsida; Apiales; Apiaceae
Exons: 7
Coding region: 200-793 (197 amino acids)
Source: RefSeq, a predicted model, not a curated record